Molecule: messenger RNA, 215 nt
Organism: Funneliformis mosseae
Lineage: Eukaryota; Fungi; Glomeromycota; Glomeromycetes; Glomerales; Glomeraceae
Source: the annotation of a GenBank genome assembly
GUGGGUGUUUACCUGUAGUAAACUGUGACCCACCUCCUGCUAUUUCCUCUCCACCUGCCUUACCACUGAAGAAAAAUAGUCAAAAAAAGAAAGCAGGUAAAACAGCAUCUACUGAGACGGAAACAGAGGUGGUUUCACAGCGCAGUGCUAAUACCACAGAUAAUACUGAUAUUGUAUCUAAAAUGGGAUCUGAACUUGAAGAUAUAUUAAAAUAA